Molecule: messenger RNA, 1139 nt
Organism: Brassica napus (rape)
Lineage: Eukaryota; Viridiplantae; Streptophyta; Magnoliopsida; Brassicales; Brassicaceae
Product: pumilio homolog 18-like
Exons: 1
Coding region: 16-1032 (338 amino acids)
Biological process (GO): post-transcriptional regulation of gene expression
Cellular component (GO): cytoplasm
Molecular function (GO): mRNA binding
Source: RefSeq, a predicted model, not a curated record
AUUAUUUCUUGUACAAUGGGGAUGACCCAUAAUAAUCCCUUCUCGAUGCCGACCUUGUUCGAAGCUUUGCAACGUCUCCGUCUCUCAGAAGAAGAAACCUCUGGCUCCAUUCCUCCUCCUCCUCCUCCUGCUUUCACCCCACGCGCCACCGUAGAUAACGCGCGUUUAAUCAAACUAUUCAACCUAAUGACUAGGAAGGAAUGUGUGUCCCAGUUUAAAGAGAUUUUCUCAAAGGCAGCUGACCCAGAUGCUCUUCUGAAGAUAGUCUCGUUGCUGACUUCAGACUCCGAUUACUUCAUGGAGGUUGUCCGAAACAAGUACGGUUCGAAACGCGUCCAGAAGCUCCUAGGAAUAUCAGAUGACGUGGAUGCGCUCUUCUACGCCGCUAUCUUGCACCGGUUUUACGACAUCAUGACCGAUAAGUAUGCAUCCUACGUGGCCAUUCGAGCCAUGCUGGUUUUCGACACGAUGGAGAAAUUUAGAAUGUACGAUCACGUUCUUUACUACGCGCUCGACAUAGCGCGUGAUCAUUACGGCUGCAUCGCGCUCAACGAGGUUAUAACCGAUGUGGGUGAUGCUUUGUACAGAAAGCUUCUACUAGACUUAGUUGCAUGCAACGCUCUCUUCCUAAGCAACGAUCCUUCAGGCAACUUCGUGGUUCAACACGUGCUUACGCUGUAUGACUCGCGUUGCACGAGUAACGUAGCGGUUAGUCUUCUUGGUCAUUGCGUUGAUCUGUCGUUUCAGAAGUAUGGAAGUUACAUUGUAGAGAAGCUCCUGGAGGCGGAGGAGUCGAUAGCUGUGGUGGUUGUGGAGCUUUUGGAGUGCGAAGGAGGCAGAUUGUCGAAGCUGGCGAGGAAUGAGUUUGGAAGUUUCGUGGUGGUCAAGGCACUGAAAGUCACGCAUGCGAUGAAUAGGUUCGAUCUGCUUGGAGAUUUGGUGCAGAAGCUGAUGCCUCUUCGCCACCUUUUGGUUACGUUCCACGGAAGCAACAUUGCAAAGAUCUUGGAGUUUUAUGGUUUAUUGCUGUAAUCUUGUUGAAAGAACUUUUUUUUUAAACCAUUGUUAAAGAAGUUUAUCAUUCAUGUUUUAUAUAAGGAACCAAAUUUGAUUUUAUAUUGCCAUUAAUCGUGGGCUCC